AUGCAAACACAACACUACUCUUCAUCUCUCUUGUUCUUGACUCUUCUUGGUAUGUCAUGUGCUUUGCUAGUCUCAUCGACACAACCUCCAUCGCAACCUUCGUCACAGUCUCCUUCACAACUUCCGUCACAGCCUCCGUCACAACCACCGUCACAGCCUCUGUCGCAGCCUCCGUCACAGUCUCCUUCACAACCUCCAUCAGAGCCUCCGUCAAAGCCUCCGUCGCAGCCUCCACCACAGCAAGCAAACAUCGCUUGUAAAUCCACUCCUUACCCUAAGCUAUGCCGCACGAUCCUCUCGGCCUUCAAAUCUUCACCGUCGGAUCCUUACCGUUACGGAAAGUUCACACUCAAGCAAUGUCUCAAACAAGCUCGUCGCCUCUCAAAAGUCAUCAACCGCUUUGCACGGCGCGUGGAGGAUGAUCCCGGCGCGUCCACGGCAGAAGAAGUCAGUGCGGUGACUGAUUGCGGUGAGCUAGCAGAGCUUAGCGUUGAAUACCUUGAAACGGUUGAGGAGGAGCUGAAAGCAGCGGAGGUUAUGACCGUGUAA
Molecule: messenger RNA, 549 nt
Organism: Arabis nemorensis
Lineage: Eukaryota; Viridiplantae; Streptophyta; Magnoliopsida; Brassicales; Brassicaceae
Source: the annotation of a GenBank genome assembly